Molecule: messenger RNA, 825 nt
Organism: Aaosphaeria arxii CBS 175.79
Lineage: Eukaryota; Fungi; Ascomycota; Dothideomycetes; Pleosporales
Exons: 1
Coding region: 328-615 (95 amino acids)
Source: RefSeq, a predicted model, not a curated record
CCUCCCUCGCACCAACCAGCCAACAUCCCGCUAACCUUGUGCUCAACAUCCACCGUCCACCAGCCCACUCCCAAAACUCACCGUCCACACGACUCAGGCACUCAGACCAGCCCUGACCGGCCGGGCCCCCAGUCCGCCUGUCUCCUCCCUCGUGUGGUGUCAUGCCGUGCCCCAUAUUCUUCUGUCUGAGGCUGCCUGCAGUCAUCAGGACCCCCUUCGCAGAUGGCUACAUUGGGUUGAGUUGGGCAGGAUAGAACGUCGCAGACGAGCGAGAGGUGGACGGGAAAGAGAGAGCGAGAGAGAUUGAAAGAGACAGGCCAGGGUUCCAUGCAUCGCCUGGCGCCGCUGCUCCAGAUUCCCUGGUUUACCCUUUCGACAACGGGAGGGCUGCGGAUGCGCUCGCUACGAGACCCUCGAAAGACCCUUCAUCUGUCUAAGAUCUUCGCGUCGUUGGAUCUGCUGCGGCUGUGCUGUCGAUCCCUCUCCCUCUCCAAAGAGAAUGAGGCGGUCAGGCCGAAGCUGUGGCAAAGGUCUGUUGCCAUGAUCAGCCAUUGGUGGAACGAUUACCGAACUGUCCUGAAGGGAGCCAAACGACUGUUGAUUCCUACCUCUUGAACCAAACCACACACGAACCCGAUAGCACUCGCCGAGGAUUGCCUAGCAAACCUCUCCACUUACAACCUUUGCAUCUAGCUCUGUUUAGCAGCACCUGGCUCCUUGCAAUCAGCGUUCGGCAAGCAUGUGGGUUUUCCCUCUCUGCUCAAUGCCCCCUCGGCUUUUAUUUGCGCCAAUUAAUAUUGCUUUGUGAUGGUCCACGCAACGACA